UCCACAGGCUGCAAGGAAACCAGAAGCCAUGUGGGCCCUGGUGGCUGCUGGUUCCAUCUUCUUUCUUGGACUCUUCAUAGUCUCCAAGCAGACUCUGAAACAAAUGUUGGGAUGGGCCGAAGGUGACGCGGCUAUCGUGUCCACACGUCUGGUGUCGUCGAUUCAGGCCAUCAUGGCUUCGUCGGUGGGCUGCAUCAUCAUAUCGUCUUGUUCAGAUGUCAUAGAGGACAAGCACUGGCUGACUGAUGCCUAUAUUCUCUUCGCCGCACCUUAUUUCAUCUACGACAUCUACGCCAUGUUUCUGUGCUACUGGCACAAGUUGCAGGUCAAAGGUCAUGAGGAGGAUGGCACGAGGUCGGUGCAUGGUGCCGUGGUGGGCUAUCUGCGGCGUGAGCUCCUGCUUGUGCUUCAUCAUGUCUUCAUGGUGGCUGCCUGCUGCCCUGCCUCACUGCUGUGGAGGCGGGGCCGGGGGGACUUCUUUCAGGGCGUCUUGUUUCUGGCGGAGCUCAGCACGCCGUUCGUCUGUCUGGGGAAAGUCCUGAUCCAGUUCAAACGACAACAAACCACUUUGCACAAAGUGAACGGAGCCGUCGUGCUGCUCAGCUUCUUCACCUGUCGAGUGCUGCUCUUCCCCUACCUGUACUACUCCUACAGCAAACACGCAUCCAUGCCGGUGUACGCGGUGCUGCUGGGGGCCCCGUGGCAGUGUAACAUGGGGGCCGCUUUUCUCUGGAGCCUCCAGCUGUACUGGUUCAUUCUGAUCUGCAGAGGGGCAUUGCGCCUUUUCACCAAACACUCACUGCCAUCUUUAAAGGGUGUCCGUGAUGAUGACAGUGUGCUAUUGGCCAACGGCUGCAGGGCGCCUCAGGAGGUACAACGAUGAGGACUGUCGAGACAGACAAGAAACAAAUCCCUGCUAUGGACACACCGGGCUUGUGUGUGAGUGGAGGGCUGUAAAUCCUUCAGAGCUUUGGCAUGAACACGAGGAUCAAUGACAUGAAGACUAACUCUGAGUCACACAAGAGCAAAAAUUUUCUCUCCGGUUUUUAAUUUUGAACGUACCAUUACUGGCUAUUUCGACUACAUUCCCUAAAAUGAUCUGUACGUGUUGUAUCAGCGGAAAUAUUUUUUUGAAGCAGAAACAGAAAUGACGUUAAAAGCAUUUUGUCCAGUGGC
This is a messenger RNA of Thalassophryne amazonica, 1176 nucleotides long. RefSeq names its product TLC domain containing 3Ba (gene tlcd3ba). NCBI's taxonomy places the organism in Eukaryota, Metazoa, Chordata, Actinopteri, Batrachoidiformes, Batrachoididae. Gene Ontology annotation, cellular component: membrane; endoplasmic reticulum. Gene Ontology annotation, molecular function: sphingosine N-acyltransferase activity. The coding region runs from base 29 to 883 and encodes 284 amino acids. The transcript has 6 exons. Gene Ontology annotation, biological process: ceramide biosynthetic process; lipid homeostasis. The record is from RefSeq and is a predicted model, not a curated record.